Messenger RNA from Spodoptera litura, 776 nucleotides. It is a transcript of the gene Dph3, whose product is annotated as Diphthamide biosynthesis 3. Lineage: Eukaryota; Metazoa; Arthropoda; Insecta; Lepidoptera; Noctuidae. The record is from RefSeq and is a predicted model, not a curated record. Gene Ontology annotation, molecular function: metal ion binding. Gene Ontology annotation, biological process: protein histidyl modification to diphthamide.
GUGACACUACUGACUUAUUGACAGAUCGAGGAACGAGGAAUCAUUGUUUUAUUUCCAUAUUAAUCUAGUGAUUGAAUAUGACUGUGAAAUACGUAAAUAAUGACGACAUUUCAUGAUGAAAUAGAAAUUGAGGACUUCGAAUAUGAGGAAGAUGAAAAUAUGUAUUACUAUCCCUGUCCCUGUGGCGAUAGGUUUCAAAUAAGCAAGGAGGAGCUGCUGGAUGGCGAGGAACUUGCAACUUGUCCAAGCUGCUCACUGGUGGUUAGGGUUAUCUAUGAUGUAGAAAAGUUGAAGGCAGAAAAUGAAGAAAAACACAAAGCUGACAGUAACAGAGAAGCAGUGAGAGCGUAACAUCCAGCAGACAUGAAGCAUGUACAGUGUACAAUGGUACGCAGCCACAGAGUGAGCCCGCAACACAGGCACAGACAGGUGCCCGCACUAGUCGUGGGAACUAAUAUAGUUGCUCAACUAUAUUCUCUAGUUUCAUUCAUGUUACCUCUGUUAAAUCACCACUUGUUGCUCUUUUUUUUUUAAUAUUUUAUCUUUUAACAACACAAUGUUGUUGGUAUUGAUGAUCAGCUACUUAUUGGCCAAACCAGUUAGCAGUAUAUGAGGGUCACAGGUUGGUAAUCUAUUGUCAUUAGUUUUUUCAAAGCUUCUUUAUUAUAUAUGUGUAUUAACAAUGUUACAUGUGUAAUGUACAUAAUUAUGUUGUAAUAUUCACCAAUACCUGCAUAAAUGUAAAAAGGUGCAAAUAAAACAGCUUAAAGAGGCCA